Molecule: messenger RNA, 423 nt
Organism: Cooperia oncophora
Lineage: Eukaryota; Metazoa; Nematoda; Chromadorea; Rhabditida; Trichostrongylidae
Source: the annotation of a GenBank genome assembly
AUGACCUCGUCGGUUCAGAUCCAUUUGGCGAAUGACGCAGGAGGGGAUUUUGCUGAUGCCCAGAUGUCAUUGAGUGCUCGUCCGACUUUAUUUUCGUUUUAUAGGGAUCACCCGAUGGCCACCGUCGCGGCAACGUAUGGGAAACUUGGUGACUACCAAAAUUUCACAAGAAGCACUUUGAAAGGUUUAAAGCCUUACUUCCCCGACAUUAUCCAUUAUUUAGUUGUUUUGGCCCUCGCUCCUCCUCCUUCCAACAUAGACAGUCGAGCAAAACGAAUUGCUGAACAGGAAAACAUUCAUCAACUGCUACAGCAAUGUCGAACCAGUCAACGUGGUGCAGCUUGUCAGGUAAAACCAACUGUUUCCUUAGACUUUCGUUUCUUAGUCUGGUCCUGUCUGGUUCGUUUGCCUCCAUCUGGGUGA